Fopius arisanus is the source of this 1781-nucleotide messenger RNA. Its product is annotated as protein FAM195A. Lineage: Eukaryota; Metazoa; Arthropoda; Insecta; Hymenoptera; Braconidae. The record is from RefSeq and is a predicted model, not a curated record. The transcript has 5 exons. The coding region runs from base 373 to 831 and encodes 152 amino acids.
GAGGGCCAAGAAUUUCGAAAAGGAAGAUGUUAUAUAAGGGAGCAGAAAGUUGUAGGAGUGAGGAACAAAAAAAAAGAAGUUGGAACUUCGAGGUCUGAGGCAUUUCAUUAGACUUUGUACUGGGGGAAACAAGGUUUUUCUUAAUGGAUAUGCGGCCCAAAUGAACCUCCACGUACACUCAUUACACAUACAUACACUAGAUAGUGAACAAGACCAUAGGAUCCCAACGAUUCUAGAACCUUAUCAAUCGUCUGUUUUACGCUUUACGCUUGCGUCAGAAAAACUCAAAUUUUCACGCUCCACUAUAAACACUUAUUUCAUCUAUCUACAAUUAUUUCAUUGUUUAUUACACACUGGUGGUUCAUAUAAAACAUGUAUACAGUGUCGAAAGGACCGAGUAAAAUAGUCGCCAAAACGAGAAGAGGAAUUAAUCAGAAUUUGGAGAGACUCGAGACUUUGAGGGAUUUAACGAGAAAAGCUGAUCCUGCUGAAGAGGAAUUCGACGAUAAUGAAAUUCCCCGGCAAGCACCAAAACCUGUGUUCAAUGUGAAUGGCAAAUCGAAAUUGUGCUCCACGAGGCAACAUAGGAUACAGGAGGUUAUCACACCUCAGCAUGAGGAACUCAUUAAAUUUGUAUAUGAAUCUUGGAGCCAAGUGGAUGGUAAUCGUAGUAGAAAAGAGAUAACAGAACAACCCCACGAGCUAGAGAAUUCAUCAACCCAGUACUACAACGACGGCGAGCCUAACGGUAUUCUCCAAGAUUUCAAACCGUUCGACCUCGAGUCAUGGUGGGGUAAACGGUUGUUUAAUAACAUCACCAAGUCCCUGUGAAAAUUAAACAAGAGGAGAAGAGCAACAGAAGCUCAAAAUACGUUUGCGUGGAUUUUUUUAAUGCCACAACGGCCACUCCACAGGAACAAUUGUUUUUUUUUACCGGAUUAUUAUUGAGAAAUGAUAGUGAUGAUGUAAUUCAUGUGUGCUUCAGUUGCAUGAUAGCACAAAUGAGAGAUUUUUUUAUAUAUAUAUACAUAUGCAUACAUAUAUAUAUAUAUAUUUGGAUAAUUAUAAGAUUUCAUCCGUUGCUGUAUUGUUAGUAAAAGAGUGAUCAUUAUUAUUAUCUCGUGGUCUGUUAUGUUGUCAUUGAAAAUGCCAUGCAAAUAUUUCGCAUCUUUAAGAGAAAUGGCAACGAAAUCAUCUCGUUAUGAAUGAUUUUGGCAGGAAAUGUUAAAUGCUUGCGAAAUAUUCCGAUUCAAACUGGUUUUGUGAAUAAUAUUUAAAAUAUUUUCGGUCGAAAACGAUUUAGGGAAAAGUUCAAGGAAAUUUUCUUAUGAAAAAUGCCAAGGCCUACAAAAAUCUUUCGAAAUCAAUCUCUAAGCAUCUAACCGAGUAAAAAUGCGAAAUCAUUUCAAUUAUGUAUAAUUUUUUAUUAAAAAAAAAAAAUCGCUUAUUGAAUUUGAGUCCUCGAGACGUCCCGAACUGCGCAGUGAAACGAGAAAACGGAAAAACAAAUUUUUAGUAUAUCUUCGUAGACUGAAUAUUUUUAAGAUUGUUAUUAUAUCGUUGAGAAGAUCGAGUCAAAAUCUCGAUAGUAAAAAAAAAACUCACCACGUGAGUAAUUUGUUGCGAUUGACUCGUAACUUUCAAAAUGCCAUUCAUCACUGUAGUCCAUACUUAGUGCAAUAUAUUUACUAUAAAACAGCAAAAGAUGUGAAUUGAUUCCUGAAAAUUCAUUUGAUGGGAUUAUUUGAAUAAUUAAAUGAAGAGCCUCGGUUGUUAUUUCA